This is a messenger RNA of Closterium sp. Yama58-4, 2184 nucleotides long. The record is from the annotation of a GenBank genome assembly. NCBI's taxonomy places the organism in Eukaryota, Viridiplantae, Streptophyta, Zygnematophyceae, Desmidiales, Closteriaceae.
AUGGAGGCGGCGGCGGGGAUGAUGGCGAGCGGCGGCGAGGACGUGAACCUGCCGCGCAUCCUCCUCUCCAGCGCCACAACGCUCGCGCUCGACUGCGCCGAGGGCUUCGACCUCUUCGCGCCGGGCAGCUCCCGCGACCCGCGCGUCAACGCCCUGCAGGUGCGCGCCUCCCCGCCCCCUGCUGCUGCUCGGGACUUGCCUUCUCCAGCGUUCGUGGGGUGCUCAUGGUGUUGCACGCGGGUUUGGCGGCGGCAUGUGUGUUGGUACGUGCAGAGAGCAGCGAUGGAUGCGCGCGCGCAGGUGAUGGAGGCGCUGGGGCGAGCAGCGGACAUGGCCGCCAUGAUCGCAGCACACCACGACAGCGCUGCUGCCGCCGCCGUGCCUUCGCCCUCGCCCACUCGCCGCCGCCUGCUGCAAGCCGCCGGCGCGACCAGCGGUGGUGCGGACCCCACCGUCAAGGGUGCAGGCACAGCCAGUGCCAUCACGUUGACCAACCCGCAUAACUCCAUCCCCCACACCGGCACUCCCAACACUCCCGGCACUGGCAAAGGCGCCGCCCACAAACUCAACUCCACUCAGCUCACUCGCCACGGCGCGCAACAGGCUGUGAGUGCAGGCAGGUACGGGCAAUGUUAUCAGGGUGGGCAACUGCGACAACCCCAUCCCCGCCUCCGACACUUCUGGGAUUCCUGGCAUCACUCCUGGCGCCGCCACCGUCACCCGCACCAGCGCGUACUGCAAGGAGUCAGUGCGGGCAGGGCUCAUGAUGGCCCCACCGCCACGGGUGCACGCACAGCCACUGCCGUCACGCACGCCGACCCCCAUAGCACCAUCCUCCACACCACUCCUGGCAUCAGCAAGGCCACCGCCACCGAUCCGCCUUGCGGGCUGCUGCCGGAUCCUUCCCCUCCUCCUUCCCCUCCACCUUCGCCCCCCCCUCCUUCCCCUCCUCCCCCUUCUCCUCCCCCUCCGUCACCUCCUCCAUCUCCCCCUCCACCUCCCUCUCCCUCCUCCCUCACCUCCUCCACCUCCCUCCCCUCCUCCUCCACCUCCCUCCCCUCCUCCACCUCCCUCCCCUCCUCCUCCACCUCCCUCCCCUCCUCCUCUCCCUCCCUCCCCUCCCCCUUUUCUGCCCCCUUCCCCGCCCCCAUCUCCGCCCCCAUCCCCGCACGCCCCUCCACCGCCCCCUUCCCGACGGCCCCCUCCGCGCAUCACCCCCACAGUCACCGUGGCACAGGAUGGUUCCGGGAACUUUUUCACCGUGCAGGUGCGUGCGAGAGAGAAUGUUUCCGUGUGUGCCUUGUGUGCACUCUGUGCAUCCCCUGGUUCGAACAGGAGGCGAUCAGGGCGUACCCGGUGGGGUUCAGCGGGCGCUACGUGGUGUUCAUCCAGCCGGGCUUCUAUCACGAGAAGGUGGCCAUCAACUCAACGUGCAAGAACGUCACGCUGCUGGGGCUCGCUGCUGCAUCCACUGUAAUCUCCUGGAACGACAACGCCACUGCCGGCGUUAACACCUUCCAGUCCGCCACUGUUGCUGUGGCCGGGACUGGAUUUGUGGCCAUCGGCAUUCGCUUUGAGAACACGGCAGGUAGGGCUGGGAACCAAGCGGUGGCGUUCAGGCAGUCGGGCGAAAAUGCGGCCUUCUAUGAGUGCGAGUUCAUCGGGUCGCAGGACACUCUGUAUGUGCACGUGGGGCGCCAGUACUACCGCAACUGCUACGUGCAGGGGUCAGUGGAUUUUGUGUUUGGCAACGGUGCGACCGUCCUGGACAACUGCACGUUCCACAUCCUGCCAUACGCGGGUGUGGCGCUCACGGCGUCGGGGCGAACCAACUACACGGAGAACACCGGCAUCGUUAUCCUCAACUCCGUCAUUCAGGGCAACCUUGUCAACAAGGCAUACCUUGGCCGUCCCUGGAAACCCUACGCGAGAGUGGCUGUCAUCAACACAAAAAUCAGUAAUGUGGUGAAUACGAGUGGCUGGCUCGACUGGGUGGGUACAGUAUACAACACUUCCACGUUCAUUGAGUACGGCAACAGUGGGCCAGGGUCUGUGGGGCCGCGCAUUGCAUGGGCUCUCCCGGGUAUCGUGAGUGACCCUGCGCAGGUCGCCAUGUAUUACCCCAACAACUUCCUCGCCCCCUUCUCCUCCAUCGCCAAACUCAUUCCCUUCCCCUGGCUCUGA